AUGAGUCUACUACUAGAGAGCAGCCACGGGGUGGCGGUGCUUGAUUUCGACAUUGAAACAUACCCAACUUUAUGUCGCCAGGUGUUUAAUGUGGCCCGCAAACCGAAGCUUAUCCCUGGAAGCGAAGGAGUGACGUUUGAAGGUGUUUCCGUCAAGGGAGAUAUUGCCACAGUUGCCAUCGAGCCAGGCGCUAUAAUCGUGGAUUCAGACAACCACGUGAUAAUUAGACUCAAAUCAGGUCAUGGGCGAUGUAUCGGUACCGUUGGUGAAGGGUUUGACGUGAUUCAACUGAUAAAAACUGAUGAAUUGAUUACUGUGGUUGAGCUUCAUAACCCAUACAUCGGUGCUACAAAAUUGGACGAUAUCUCUCGCCAGCGGGCCAAAGCCCUCGAAAUUAUUGGUGACGUCGAUGACCAUACCGUCGAGCCCCUGCCACAAACGAUAUUUGUCGCUCGUCUAGCUCCGCAGACGCUGGCGAAUGCCCUUGAAGUGGUAUUUGGCCGGUUUGGCUCCGUGCGCCAAGUGACGCUUAAAACCGGGUACGCCUUCGUCGAGUUCGACCAGGCGGCCAGUGCCGAUGCUGCUGUGACCCAUUUUAAGGAUAAAGGCGGUGUCGUUGACGGAAGGGACCUCAAAGUGGACUACUCGCAAUCUACUACAAAAUGA
This is a messenger RNA of Diutina rugosa, 666 nucleotides long. RefSeq lists its product as uncharacterized. Gene Ontology annotation, molecular function: RNA binding. Lineage: Eukaryota; Fungi; Ascomycota; Pichiomycetes; Serinales; Debaryomycetaceae. The record is from RefSeq and is a predicted model, not a curated record. The coding region runs from base 1 to 666 and encodes 221 amino acids. Gene Ontology annotation, cellular component: nucleus. The transcript has a single exon.